AUGGUACUUUUGGAGAUUAUCUUAUUUAUAUUCCAAGUGAAUACCGCGCAACUAGCCGUGAUCAACCGUGAAACAUAUCGGAACUCGAGAGAUUCAUCACGCCUCACAAAUAAUGUGGAGUCAUACUUGAAAAACCUGCGGCAUUCCAGGCGCUAUAAAGAAUGGGGACCGGUUAUCGCCGGUCAAUACUGUGCCACACGGCACGGUGGAUGCUGUCCAAACCGCGUUGACUCUUGCUUCGUGUCAAUUCUAGACACCUUUUGCUACUGUGAUGAGUUUUGCGACCGACAGGGAAGUGACUGUUGUCUCGACUUCUGGUCCUUCUGUAGGGGCAUGGGGCCCACCACAACGCCCAGUAACAUUAUUGACUGUUACCACAAGUGUCCAGACGGUGACAAAACCUGUAUCUAUACGCCCGGUGUGGGAUACCACUGCAGAUGUAGCGCAGGGUGGACUGGAACUAACUGUAACGUGAUAGACUGCACGUAUUCGAGUUACUGUUUGAACGGUGGUACAUGCAUUCCUAAUGCAGGAUUUACGUCCCAUUCGUGCAUGUGUGCAGGAGGAUGGAAAGGAGACAAUUGUGAAACCAUUGACUGCUCGUAUUCGAGUUACUGUUUGAACGGUGGUACAUGCAUUCCUAGUGCGGGAUUUACAUCCUAUUCGUGUAUGUGUGCAAACGGAUGGAUAGGAGACAAUUGCGAAAUCAUUGAUAUAGACGAGUGUGCUAGUGACCCAUGUGUGAAUGGGACCUGCUUGGACGGGGCGAACAGAUUUUCUUGUAAUUGCUUUCCUGGAUACACUGGUACUGUUUGUAACGAAGAAAUUGACGAAUGUGCUGCGCCCUCGCCUUGCAAAAACGGUGCAACGUGUCACGACCUCAUUGCCGACUUCCGGUGUGAGUGCGUGCCCGGAUACACGGACAAAUACUGCUCCACCGACAUCGACGAAUGCGCGAGUGAUCCUUGUCAAAAUAAUGGCACGUGUCAGGACCGCGUGAACUACUUCGAGUGUCUCUGCCCCGUCGGCUACUACGGCUGGUACUGUGAAACGGCGACAUGCCAACCGACCAUGGCAGAUGUUAUCUUCUUACUGGACUCCUCUAUCAGCCAGACUGCACGCGACUUCCGGAAACAGCUUGACUUCAUCAAUCGGUUUGUGGACCACGUGGUCGUCGACGAUAAGAACUUUAGGGUAGGCGUGGUUACAUUUUCGUCUAAGGCGCAACUUGAGAUUAGCCUCACUGACUACAACGACAGUGUCACACUGAAGGAGGCCGUCUAUAACAUCACGUACCGUCCAGGCGGAACGUUUACACAUCUUGGGUUGGAGACGGUCACCCAGCAUGUCAAGGAUAUAUCACCGAAGCGGUUGUUUGCGAACACAGCGAAGCGGUACGUGUUCCUACUGACCGACGGCAUGUCCACUCAUCGCAAGCGCACCCUCGAGGCCGCGACACAACUCAGGAAAUAUGUCACAAAGGUUUUGGCUAUAGGUAUCGGCUUGGAGGUUUCUCACAAAGAGUUGCUGGGCGUGGCCUCCCCGGGCGACGAACGGGCUCCCGAGUACGUGUUUUCCGUGCACAACUUUAAUGCCCUUUAUACAAUCAUACAGCAACUGGUCGCCCUCACAUGCGACGAGUGUUUAUGGAAUACAUCUAGUGAUGUAACAUUUCUUCUGGAUAUGAGGUCAGGAAUCAGUGACCUUCACUUCAGCCAAGCAGUAGAUGCACUUACUUACUUACUGUCAGACACCCUUAAUAAAAACUAUAACGUCACAGUCCGUCUAGCUUUGGUCUCGUUUGGCGAUGAGAGCGUACAAAUUCACCGCCAUCUGACAGACACGGCGACAACUGACAGCUUGAUCCAAUACAUACAGACGUUGACGGUGAGUCGAUCGUGCGAGGGAGGAAGUGCCGAAUUGUGUGGUUCUUCAAACAUCAACACACUAGAUUCAGCACUGCAUGACAUAGAACAGGGGAUAUUCAGUGAAAGUAAAAGUGAAACACGUCAGACUAUUAUCCUGUUCACGAAUGGUGAUCUCCGCAUCCCUACAGGGCCCAAUUCGACCCAUGCCCGACUAAAAGAGUCAGGCAGGCUGGUGUUGGUGGUGGGGGUUGGGGAAGAGUUUGAGGUCGGAUCGGUUCAAGGGCUGGUUAGCGAUCCCGCCUACGUGUUUGUGUCUAGGUCAGGGAGUUCAUUCAGAAAUUUGGACGUGAUUGCCACGGAGAUUUUACACACCUCGUGUGAACUUUCGAAUAACUUUUGAAAGACUAAUAAUGGUUACACAUAUAAUACUGACAUGAAUUGUUGUAUCAGCAGGUUGAUGGUCGGUCUGUAUGAUCGAUUAUAUUUAUACAUCUCAUGAACAGAAUGGUGAACGUAAAAAUACUUGACAUUUAUUGAAAAGAUAUAAGUAGAAUAACGGUUUAUUUAUCUGUUAUUCGACUGUGUGUUGUUUUAAUUGUCUAUUCGGAUUUUGAUUCAAGAAUGUUCUUGCAACAAGAAAACUAUUCUUAAUUGUGCCAUCGUUUAAAUACAGUAACACUUGUGAAGCAGUAACAUACAAGUUUCUAAAAGUAAAUAUCAUGAGAACUUUAUUGAUAACUAGAAAGCUUCAGCUAGUGUAGACCCUAUUCGUUUAACCUAUAUCUUCUUAAAUAUUUUUUAAAUUGAAUUAUUCUUGGUACCCGUAUAUAGGAUUGUACAAAGAAAUGUCAUUUAAUAAUUCAAUAAUGCCUAAACUGACAUGAAUAUGACAUAGACAUGACCAUUAACGUAUGAUACAGACAUGCAUUUCAAAAGAGAAUUGCUGACUCUGAUCACUU
Molecule: messenger RNA, 2827 nt
Organism: Mya arenaria
Lineage: Eukaryota; Metazoa; Mollusca; Bivalvia; Myida; Myidae
Product: von Willebrand factor A domain-containing protein 2-like
Exons: 12
Coding region: 1-2268 (755 amino acids)
Biological process (GO): establishment or maintenance of epithelial cell apical/basal polarity; heterophilic cell-cell adhesion
Cellular component (GO): protein-containing complex; plasma membrane
Molecular function (GO): calcium ion binding
Source: RefSeq, a predicted model, not a curated record